Messenger RNA from Sporothrix brasiliensis 5110, 1416 nucleotides. RefSeq names its product RuvB-like protein 2. The coding region runs from base 1 to 1416 and encodes 471 amino acids. The transcript is spliced from 3 exons. Gene Ontology annotation, cellular component: Swr1 complex; Ino80 complex; R2TP complex. Gene Ontology annotation, molecular function: DNA helicase activity; ATP binding; ATP hydrolysis activity. The record is from RefSeq and is a predicted model, not a curated record. Gene Ontology annotation, biological process: chromatin remodeling; regulation of transcription by RNA polymerase II; box C/D snoRNP assembly. NCBI's taxonomy places the organism in Eukaryota, Fungi, Ascomycota, Sordariomycetes, Ophiostomatales, Ophiostomataceae.
AUGGCUGCUACUGUGAUCACCUCCUCCGACAGCAAGGACCUUCGGGGCCUGAACCUCAUUGCUGCCCAUUCCCACAUCCGUGGGCUUGGCGUCGAUGCUGAUACACUCGAGCCGCGGCAGUUGUCUCAGGGCCUCGUUGGCCAGGAGAAGGCUCGCAAGGCGGCUGCCGUGAUUCUGGAGAUGAUCAAGCAGGGCAAGAUUGCCGGCCGCGCCGUUCUCAUUGCCGGACCACCUAGCACCGGAAAAACAGCUAUUGCAACAGGAAUGGCGCAGUCCCUCGGCCCCGACGUGCCGUUUACGUCCCUUGCUUCGUCCGAAAUCUUCUCGCUGGAGAUGAGCAAGACCGAAGCCCUUACACAGGCAUUCCGCAAAUCAAUCGGCGUGCGCAUCAAGGAGGAGAGCGAGAUCAUGGAAGGCGAGGUGGUUGAGAUCCAGAUCGACCGCAGCGUCACGGGCAGUGCCAAACAGGGCAAGCUGACGAUCAAGACCACCGACAUGGAGGCCAUCUACGAUAUGGGUAGCAAGAUGAUUGACGCGAUGACCAAGGAGCGUGUCAUGGCUGGCGACAUUAUCUCCAUCGACAAGUCGUCAGGCAAGAUCACCAAGCUGGGCCGCUCGUAUGCGCGGUCGCGGGACUACGACGCCAUGGGUGUCGACACCAAGUUCGUGCAGUGCCCCGAGGGUGAGCUGCAGAAGCGUAAAGAGGUCGUGCACACCGUUUCGCUGCACGAAAUUGACGUGAUCAACUCGCGGACACAGGGUUUCUUGGCGCUGUUUGCGGGCGACACCGGCGAGAUCCGCAGCGAGAUCCGCGACCAGAUCAACACAAAGGUGGCCGAGUGGAAGGAGGAGGGCAAGGCGGAGAUUGUGCCCGGCGUGCUGUUCAUCGAUGAGGUGCACAUGCUGGAUAUUGAGUGCUUCUCGUAUAUCAACCGUGCGCUGGAGGUGAACCUGGCGCCCAUUGUCAUUAUGGCAAGCAACCGCGGCCAGUCGCGCAUCCGGGGCACGGACUACAAGAGCCCGCACGGUCUGCCGCUGGACUUUUUGGACCGCGUGUCUAUCAUCUCGACGCAGCCAUACGGACCCGAGGAGAUCAACAAGAUCUUGGGCAUUCGGGCACAGGAAGAGGAGGUUGAGCUGACGCCUGACGCGCUGGCGCUGCUGACCAAGAUUGGCCAGGAGACGGGCCUGCGCUAUGCCAGCAACCUGAUCACGACGUCGCAGCUAGUGAGCGCGAAGCGUCGCGCGAAGCAAGUGUCGGUUGAGGACGUCCAGCGGAGCUUCAAGCUGUUCUACGACCCGGUGCGCAGCAUCAAGUUUGUGUCCGAGUCGGAGAAGCGGCUGAUUGGCAACGACGGCGCAGUCGACUUUUCGCUGACGGCGAACGGCCACGGCGAGAAGAUGGACAUGAGCUAA